Molecule: messenger RNA, 1527 nt
Organism: Klebsormidium nitens
Lineage: Eukaryota; Viridiplantae; Streptophyta; Klebsormidiophyceae; Klebsormidiales; Klebsormidiaceae
Source: the annotation of a GenBank genome assembly
AAUUCCAGGGAAAAAGAUGCCAGCUUGAAGUUGCAGGGCAUGCUUCCCUGCUGGGACCUGAGGUCAGAUCACGCAUCAGAUUCAUUUCCAACAGCACAGUGACAAAGCAUGUGAGCUCGGUUUCUGAGCGAUCUUUCCACUUGUAGACAUCUGAAUCCGACUCUCAGACGUCUGUUGUUCCCCAGCUCUUGCAGUAUCUCCAUCGAGCAUCGAGGUUUGGGAUUCGCUUGCAGCUGUCAUCAGUGUGAGGCUUCUGAGAGGUAUCUUGUCAUCCACGCUUCUGUACAGAGCCAGAUCUGGGGAUGCAAAGACCUAACUAGGUGGUUAGGUUAUUGGCUCGGCAGAAGCACCAAAUUGACUGGGAAAGUGGCCCGUCGGCAUAAAGUAGUUAUGUGACGGACUAUGCACGCAUCAACCGAGCUUUUGUGCAUGAAGUAAAGGAGGUUGCAGCCUGAGUGUUAUGGAGAACAUAAGGGUCCCAUCUAAAAGCGUCACUCUUAAAUGAGCGUGCCACAGUGUAGAGACACAGGUGGGAAGUGGUUGCAGUUGGAUCCAGCCCUGCUGCUUGUGCGGUAGUUGUCUACUAUGUUCUCCCUUCUCUUUGGUCUGUGGAAGUACCUUUUUGCAAAAGCGGAGUACCAUGUGCUGAUUCUGGGGAUAGACAAAGCGGGCAAGACGACCCUUCUGGAGAAGGUGAAGGCCAUAUACUCGGACCUAGAAGCGCUUCCCCCGGAAAGGAUAGUGCCCACGGUGGGCUUGAACAUAGGCCGGGUAGAUGCGCACAAGUGCAAGCUCAUUUUCUGGGAUCUAGGGGGCCAGUUGGGUCUACGGUCAAUCUGGGAGAAGUACUACGAGGAGGCGCAUGCCGUGUUGUAUGUAGUAGACGCUGCCUGUCAAAGUCGAUUCGAAGAUGUUAAGAACGCCCUAGCCCGGGUGAUGCAGCAUGUAGAGUUAGACGGAGCCCCAAUAUUGGUUCUGGCGAAUAAGCAGGAUCUUCCGGGAGCCAUAUCCGCAGAGGACAUGUCUCGGACGCUCGACAUGAUCGACGUCAAUGACCGACCAUGUCUUGUAAAAGCUGCGUGUGCAUACGACGGGUCUGGGGUCAGGGACGGGGUCCUCUGGCUAGUGGAGGCGAUGAAGAAGAGCCAGCGGUCGGAGAAGCUCAAACAACGAGCCGAGUCGGCGAUCCAGUUCUGAUCCGACCCGAUGAUCAAGUCCCUCUCUUUGAAGAGCUCUGCUUGAAAGUUUGUACACUCAACGUCCACAGAUCAAUUGUCAGCAGGCGCAAUAAGAAAGCGGGAAUGGGCUUCGGUCAUACCAGCCGCAUGGAGCAAACGAGGAAAGCUGCCUGGGUCUCGAGGGUUCUUCUCCAACCCUUCUUCCAUCAGUCUCGGUUACCAAUCCAGGCGUUGCGUUCACGCUGCUUUGCCAUCGUUGAUGGAAGAUACUAUGGAAAAUCCCCCUUGAGAUGAAGGUCGAUCUGACUGCAUCAUGCGGUUGGAUUUUACGCCUGCGGUUACCCUUUCA